AGCGCUAGCCGUAGUAUGGCCAUAUGGCGUUGUCAGCUUAUGUAGGCGGCUUGUGUUCUCCGUGAUUAAUAGGAAACUUCUCGAAAUACGUUGAAAGGUGGUAAUAGCGUGCUACCUUGUGGUACAUUUGUAGAGCAAGCAGAUCAUCCGCAACCACAAAUUGACAAAAUGGCUGAGAGUCUUGAAGACAAUAUGAGUAGAGGAAACAGUGCCUUUGUCGACGAAAAUUACGCUGAAGCACUCCACUACUACACGAAGGCAUUGGAGCAUGAUCCGGAUAAUGGAGAAGCGUACUUGAAGAGGUCCCAUGCAAAUGCCAAGUUGAACAACCAUGAAGCAACAAUAGCAGAUGUGGAUGCUGCUUUGGAACGAGGUUGCCGAAGUGCCAAAGGAUUCCUCCGGAAAGGGGAAGCUGCUUUUGAACUGGCUGAUUUCAGCGAGGCAAGGGCGGCAUUCCUCGAUGGUAUCUCGGCUGGCGGUGACAGAUCCCUAUUUGAUGAGUGGACCCGCAAGUGUGACGCUGAACUUGAGAAAAUUGUGUCUGCCGCUAAAGCCGUGUCCAAGAUAAGGCACGACUGGUACCAGACGGAAAGCCGAGUUAUUAUUGCCAUCCUGCUGAAGAACCUGAAACCACAGGAUGUCCACGCUGAGUAUACGAGCCGGACCGUAGACAUGACUGUGCAGCUUCCAUCUGGAGGGCCUUACCAAUUGUCACUCAGGCUGGCACAUUCUAUCGUUCCGGAGGAGACCACGUAUAAAUGCCUAGCCACAAAAGUUGAGAUCCAGGCCAAGAAAGAGGAGUGCAUCUGGUGGUCAACCCUCGAAGAAGACCCCAAGAGCUCCACGGUGCCGUGUGCACGGAUGGCAACGGUGUCCCAAGGAGCAUCUGCUGCGGGCUCAAAGAACUGGGAUCGUAUCUGUAAACAGGAAGAGGACUCCGUAGAGGAAGGGGACGCCGCCCUCAAUGCCCUGUUCCAGAAAAUUUACGCAGAAGGAUCGGACGAUGUCAAGAGGGCGAUGAACAAAUCUUUUAUGGAAUCUGGAGGAACUGUACUCAGCACCAACUGGAAAGAAGUGUCUUCUAAGACAACUCCCGUUAAACCUCCAGAUUGUAUGGAAUAUAAAAAGUGGAACUGAAGGUUA
Ornithodoros turicata is the source of this 1143-nucleotide messenger RNA. RefSeq names its product protein SGT1 homolog (gene Sgt1). The record is from RefSeq and is a predicted model, not a curated record. The coding region runs from base 169 to 1137 and encodes 322 amino acids. NCBI's taxonomy places the organism in Eukaryota, Metazoa, Arthropoda, Arachnida, Ixodida, Argasidae. The transcript has 10 exons. Gene Ontology annotation, molecular function: protein-folding chaperone binding.